AUGGUUACUGUCCAUGGAGAGUUAAUGCAUUACCAAGGUCCGCUAAACCCUAUAACGGGACGCCCUGAGGAUGCUGCCUUUAAUCAGCUGUUUUUCUACGACCCAGAUGAAGCAAGUAACAUGCGGCUACUACGCAAUCCAAAUCUUGAUUCUACUAUAUUACGAUGUUUACAUGUGGAGUUAAUGGAGUAUAACCCGCUAAUCCAACGGUACGCUACAGCCUGCGAGUGUCUACGGCAGCAAGAGCAGCUUCCUGUCAGGCUCAGGCUCGCUGACAACUCAGACCUGGUGCAGCACGGUGUCGCGGAGAAGGAAGAGAUGAAGCAGCUGUGGGACAAGUACAAGGAGGAGAAGAAGGAGUUGAAGAGAGCCUUAUUUGUAAAGAAGGGUGGCUGCAUAGUCAGACCAAUUCGAUCAAUGAUACCGUGCUGA
Messenger RNA from Pseudogymnoascus destructans, 432 nucleotides. RefSeq lists its product as uncharacterized. The transcript has 2 exons. NCBI's taxonomy places the organism in Eukaryota, Fungi, Ascomycota, Leotiomycetes, Thelebolales, Thelebolaceae. The record is from RefSeq and is a predicted model, not a curated record. Bases 1 to 432 code for a protein of 143 amino acids.